AUGGGGACAUGCUCCUGCUUCAAGAUCAAAAUUACGUUCGAAAUUGGAAGCCACUCGCCUGUUCCAAGAAAUAAUGAAAUAUCAGUCACGGAAAUCGAAGCAAUUCAGCAAAUAAACAACCAUCUCAUCGGAAAUGAAAUUGAAAAGAUCCGUAAGCUGCUCCCGUCAGAAUAUCGCAAGUCUCGCCAAAGCGAAAUUGAGUCGCAUCUGACGACGCUCAAGAAGAUCGAAUCCUUUAUCCGUCAGACAAACGCGGAAAAAAUGAGCUCUUUCUUUCCGAGCGCGCAUCAUAGCGUGAACAACAGCGAGCUUCCAAGCCCUCAAAUCUCCACGACAAAAUCACUUUGCGCAUCGCCAAAUAGAGAGCGCGGCAAUACAUCCAGCCGCCUGUUUUUCCAUUACCCAAGGCCCGAAAUUUUCAAGGUCGAGUGUAAAAGCUUCACGGCAGUUUCAUCUGCGCCUUUUCUGAUUUCACCGUCGACGCCAAAAACUUUGAAAAAAUAUCACUCUUCGUUUACUCCUGGACUUCAAUCGACGCCAAAGAAGUGGUAA
This is a messenger RNA of Oikopleura dioica, 552 nucleotides long. The record is from the annotation of a GenBank genome assembly. Lineage: Eukaryota; Metazoa; Chordata; Appendicularia; Copelata; Oikopleuridae.